AUGCAGCAAGCACUUGGCAGAGCGAGUGCUCUCAAGGAGCAGCUCCGGCGGAAGGAUGAGGAGCUUGAGCAGGGAGAAGGGCUGCAGCUGAGUCAUACAGACCCAGAUGAUCAUAGCGUCCACUACGCCACAUCAGUGAAGGGUAACGAUCUUUCGAAGGAGCAAGUUCCUUCGGUGCUACUGAAAAAGUUCGGCGAAACCUUAACAGGGGGAGCCCUAACCUGGUACUCACAAUUGCUGGCACGGUCAAUAGCAACGUUCGAGGAAAUGGCCGACAAGUUUGUCACCGCUCAUGCAGGAGCUAAAAAGGCGGAAGCUAGGGUGAACGACAUAUUCGCCGUUAGGCAAUCGCCUGGCGAAGGACUCAGGGACUUCCUCGCCCGUUUUAACAGGGUGAGGAUGAGCUUGCCAAAUGUAUCAGAGGGGAUGGCAGUAGCAGCCUUCCAGAACGGGUUGAGCAGGAACAGGUCGAGAGCAACCAGAAAACUAUUAAACAGGCUCAUGAAAUACACCCCCCCCCCAUACACAACUUGGGAAGAAUUUCACAAUGCCUAUUGCGCCGAGGUGAGAGCCGACGAGGACGAUCUCAACGGUCCGACCCAACGGCUGACAUCAGUUCAAGAAAAAUCGAGGAAAGAUCGUCGUAGCGGCGAUCGAAGGGAUCCGCUGGUCGCCCCACCACCUCCUCGACACCUGGAAGGGCCUCCUAGGCCUCACACCGGGACUCAGCAAAACGAAAGAGAAAUAGUGUAUACACUAGAGAAGCUCGGUACGAAGGUGAAAUGGCCACAAAAGAUGAAGUUCGACCCGAAUGCUCGGAAGUCAGACACCCUCUGUGAAUUCCACCAGGAGCGGGGCCAUAAAUCGAGGACUACAUAG
This is a messenger RNA of Nicotiana attenuata, 879 nucleotides long. RefSeq lists its product as uncharacterized. The record is from RefSeq and is a predicted model, not a curated record. NCBI's taxonomy places the organism in Eukaryota, Viridiplantae, Streptophyta, Magnoliopsida, Solanales, Solanaceae. The transcript is spliced from 4 exons. Bases 1 to 879 code for a protein of 292 amino acids.